AUGUCGGAUUCCAUUGACAAUACCAACGACAACGGCAACUCUCCACCUGAGAUCCCUCCAACAGCCCCUGCAGGCAUCCUCGUUUGGACUCAACCACCCAUCGCAACUUCUACCUCAUACUUGAAACUCGCACCUAACAAGCUAGUGACCUUCGGCUGGAACUUCUCCUACGUCCUUGCCACACCUACCCAGCUAUCGGUCUCAGCAGCUUGCAGUGGCGGGAAUACCUAUCCCGUGGAUGUCAUCCCAGGGACGGCGACUCAGGUGGUCUGGGACAUGUACGGGUACCAAAGCGAACAUCCAGAGCUCCCGCUUCCGCAAGCAGUGUGUACGCUGUUGGUUCAGCCCGAUGACAGGACGUUUGGUUCGAGGGAUGGAGGGUACCUGAGUCCGAACAAUGAGUUGAGGGUUGCCAUUUAUAAGCCUCAGCCGUACACUCCUCUUGCCGAUGGUUGGAGUUGCGUUGAUUGUUCCAACGCCGGGAGGUUCGUGCCGCACCCGGCGGCGGAAUCCAUUUUCUGA
Coprinopsis cinerea okayama7#130 is the source of this 522-nucleotide messenger RNA. RefSeq lists its product as hypothetical. The record is from RefSeq and is a predicted model, not a curated record. Bases 1 to 522 code for a protein of 173 amino acids. Lineage: Eukaryota; Fungi; Basidiomycota; Agaricomycetes; Agaricales; Psathyrellaceae. The transcript has 3 exons.